AUGCAUGAAAUUGGGAUUGAGGCUACGGACUUAUUCAUACCACUACUAUCAAGGGGCACCAAGCUACUCUUUGGCACACGUGCUCCCACUAAGCAGGAACUUGAAACGUGCCAUCAUAUUGAGCUCACAAGUAAAGUGCCAUGGGAGCCGUCAACUGUGCAACUUGGGAAACUCUCAAUGCGACAAAAUACUCCUUUUGAAGAUCCACGAUCAAAUGAAUCUGAAAUGCGCAGUUUAGAUCCUGUGCAACACAACUUACAACAAUGGCGUGUUGUACAACAAAUCAAGGCAACUGCUAAUAGGUUUCAAGAUGUUCCAGUCCGGCCAUCAUUUGUAUCAACUGAACGGCACUCCAAAGUCACCGCAGAGAAUCUUUCUGAUCGCUUGGGAAUCAGCAUUGCUCGAGCAAGAGCUACAUUAAACGCAACCCUGCAACGUGGAACCAGAUCAGCUAUUAUGCCACUUGCAAGGCAAUAUCGAGCCGCUCGGAUGUUUGAACGUCCACGAUUGAAGGGAAAAUUUUCUACUGAUACUGCCUACUUCAAACAAACUUCUCUUCGCGGUAACAUUGCCAGCCAGGUAUACUUUCACAAAUAUGGGUUUUACAGUUGUCACCACUUGCAGAAAGUUAAUGAUGCACAGGUUGGACCAACCUUGAACAAGUUCCUUUCCAAAUAUGGUUUACCGGAGCACCUUACUAUGGAUGGUGCACCUGUCCAGAUUGGUCGGAAAACUACAUUUAUGGAUACAAUUCGUCGAUGCAAUAUCGACCAUCACAUUUCCAAACCUUACACUCCAAAAGAAAACCCGGCGGAAGGUGGGAUUCGAGAGUUAAAACGGAGGUAUUAUCGAUUGAUCAUCAAACAACGCCUUUGGGACUUUGUCUUGGACUACGUGGUUGACACAAUAAAUGUUACUGUCAAUUAUUCAAAGUACUCUGAUGGUAGGGUACCUUUAGAAAUUAUAACUGGAAUCACGCCAGAAAUCACUGAAUAUCUGGAUUUCACGAUAUAUGGUUGGGUGUUCUUUCGCAGCGAUGGCGGCUUGGGAGGCAACCACAUUGGACGAUGGCUUGGAGUUUCGCACCGUGUGGGACCCAUGAUGACAUAUUGGGUUCUCCCAAAGAGCGGUAUCCCCAUUUCUGUAGAUACUGUCCAAAUGGUAACCAACGCUGAACAGCUAACUGAUUCCGUCAUACAACAGAUGCAACGUUGGACAGCUGAUGUGUCUAAGAUAGUUGAUGCUAAAUCUACUUACAUCAACUGGGGGAAGGAAGACAUUCCUCAUCAAAUGAUGUUCGAUUUUGACGACGAGGAUGAUAAAUUUAUGCGCAACUUUGGUAUGCUCAUCAACCCAGAGACACUGGAAGAUGGCGACUUUGAGGGGACGGAAGAAGCUGCAGAUGACCUUGAUGCUCAAGAUUAUACCAAUAUGGAGAUUGGUUUACAACAAGGCGCAGAAGGCGAACUCCAAAGGGCAAAGGUGAAACAACGGAUAGUGGAUGAAAAUGGAAGACCAAUUGGCGCCGCUAGCUCCAACCAAUUGCUUGACACAAGACAAUAUGAAGUGGAGUAUGCAGAUGGCGGUACUAAAAUAUUCGCAGCCAAUAUACUUGCUGAGAAUUUGCUUGCACAGGUCAACGAACACGGACAUAAGCACCGACUGAUGGAGGAGAUUUCGGACCACCGUAAAAACGCCAAGGCAAUCACAAAAAGUGCAGGAUCGAUGCUCCUCCCUAGUGGGCGGACUUGA
Cylindrotheca closterium is the source of this 1752-nucleotide messenger RNA. The record is from the annotation of a GenBank genome assembly. Lineage: Eukaryota; Bacillariophyta; Bacillariophyceae; Bacillariales; Bacillariaceae.